GCGGGGCCGGUCCGGGGCGGAGCAAGGAGCGGGGGUGUCCGUGGGCGCGCAGAGCCGCGGAGGGUCCGCGCUGUGCCAUGCGUGACUACGACGCGGCCACCGCCUUCCUGGGCGAAUGGGGCCGCUUCCAGCGCCUCGUCUUCUUCCUGCUCAGCGCCAGCACCAUUCCCAAUGGCUUCAAUGGGAUGUCGGUCGUGUUCCUGGCCGGCACCCCCGAGCACCGCUGCGUCGUGCCCAGCGGGGCCAACCUGAGCGCGGAGUGGCUGAACGCCAGCAUCCCGCUGGAGCUGCGGGGCGGGCGGGCCGUGCCGAGCCGCUGCCGCCGCUACCGCCUGGCCGCGCUCACCAACUUGUCUGCGCUGGGGCUGCGGCCCGGCUCCGACGUGGAGCUGGGGUCGCUGGAGCAGGAGCCGUGCCGGGACGGCUGGGAGUACAGCCGAGACGUCUACCGCUCCACCAUCGUCACCGAGUGGAACCUGGUGUGUGAGGAUGACUGGAAAGCCCCGCUGACCACGUCCCUCUUCUUCGUGGGAGUCCUCAUCGGCUCCUUCAUCUCAGGGCAGCUCUCAGACAGGUUUGGCAGGAAGAACAUCCUCUUUUUGACCAUGGCCGUGCAGACUGCCUUCAGCUUCCUGCAGAUGUUCUCCAUCAGCUGGGAGAUGUUCACAGUGCUCUUUCUCAUAGUGGGAAUGGGGCAGAUCUCAAACUACGUGGUGGCCUUCAUACUGGGAACAGAAAUCCUGGGCAAAUCAGUUCGUAUUAUAUUCUCUACAUUAGGAAUUUGCAUAUUUUUUGCAAUUGGCUACAUGUUGCUGCCACUGUUUGCUUACUUCAUCAGAGACUGGCGGAUGCUGCUGCUGGCACUCACGAUCCCGGGGCUGUUCUGCAUCCCGCUCUGGUGGAUCAUUCCUGAAUCCCCUCGGUGGCUCAUCUCCCAGGGAAGGUACAAGGAGGCAGAAGUUAUUAUCCGAAAGGCUGCGAAGAUAAAUGGUGUGCCAGCCCCAGAGGUGCUUUUUGACACCGCAGAGAUGCAGGAUUGGAAGCCUCAGCAGCAGCAGAAGGCUAUCCUUCUGGACCUAUUUCGAACCCGAAACAUUGCAACUAUUACUAUUAUGUCAUUACUUUUGUGGUUCUUCACGUCAGUUGGUUACUUUGGCCUGUCCCUCAGCACUCCAAACUGGCAUGGAAAUGCCUACAUCAACUGUUUCCUCUCGGCUGUGAUCGAAGUUCCAGCUUAUGUGAUUGCCUGGCUCCUCCUCCGCUGCCUCCCCCGGCGCUACUCCUUAGCUGGCAUCUUCUUUUUAGGGGGAGGCGUUGUCCUCUUCAUUCAGCUGGUUCCUGCAGAUUUUAAUGUCCUGUCUGUGGGCCUCGUGAUGCUUGGGAAAUUUGGCAUCACAGCUGCGUUUUCAAUGCUUUAUGUCUACAACGUGGAGCUGUACCCAACGCUAGUGCGAAACAUGGCAGUCGGAGCUACUUCCACCGCUUCCAGGCUGGGCAGCAUCAUUGCUCCUUACUUUGUUUACCUGGAUGCCUACGACAAACACCUCCCAUAUAUCCUGAUGGGAAGCCUGACUGUGCUGAUUGGAAUUCUUACCCUGUUUCUCCCGGAGAGCUAUGGCAAUUCCCUGCCUGAGAGCUUUGAGCAGAUGCUGAAGGUGAAGUGUUUCAGAAAUGGGCAACAAACCAAUGGCAUUAGGAAUGGAAAGGAGAGUCCUAAGGUUCUGGUAACGCCCUUGUGAAGGACACACGCUCAGAGGGGCUGAAAGAAGAACAACAUCUCGGAAUGCAUCUUCUGCCAGAGGAAAACCCAACAGUCAAUGCUACUGCACCAUAGUUGUUAUCCCUUGUGCUACUCUGCCCAAAUACAUAGUUUACUAACAGA
Molecule: messenger RNA, 1882 nt
Organism: Pezoporus occidentalis (night parrot)
Lineage: Eukaryota; Metazoa; Chordata; Aves; Psittaciformes; Psittacidae
Gene: SLC22A4
Product: solute carrier family 22 member 4
Exons: 10
Coding region: 78-1739 (553 amino acids)
Biological process (GO): carnitine transport; transmembrane transport
Cellular component (GO): membrane
Molecular function (GO): ATP binding; quaternary ammonium group transmembrane transporter activity
Source: RefSeq, a predicted model, not a curated record